Prosopis cineraria is the source of this 3200-nucleotide messenger RNA. Its product is annotated as pentatricopeptide repeat-containing protein At1g09820. Gene Ontology annotation, molecular function: protein binding. The coding region runs from base 1216 to 2910 and encodes 564 amino acids. The transcript has 2 exons. The record is from RefSeq and is a predicted model, not a curated record. NCBI's taxonomy places the organism in Eukaryota, Viridiplantae, Streptophyta, Magnoliopsida, Fabales, Fabaceae.
ACUAACGUGACCCUAUGAUCUGCCUAGUUAGCCGUGGUUUCUCCGAGCCGCCCUAAACGGCCAAACGCAUUUGCUUUGUCUUCGCUUCUCCGGAGGUCGGAGGUUCAAACUCAGUAAAUAUCAGACGCAAGCGCUUUGAUACUCUCCACUUACAGGCUGACGCUUAUGGCUUGCUACGUCACAAUCUACUUGGGUUCCUCUCUUACUUUCUUUUAACUUCUCUCUUCGUUUCCAUGGACAUUAGUUUCCUUGAAUAUUAAUUGCGAAGAUAUACAUCUCUUUGGUUCGGAAUUGAUUUCAUUUUUUGGUUGCCUUUUGUGGCGCUUCCUGGGAGCUGGAGAAGUAUGUUCGGCCGCCUACAUUGAGUCCAAUUUAAGACGUCGAGAAGUCCGUAGGCCAACCCCCAUCCUCGGACUCCGGCACAACCAGACGCUUAGAAGUCAAGGGAGGACAUGGAAGAUUUGCCGGUGCGUUUGUUCGGAGUCUGCGGCAGCGGCUGCAGCUUCUUUUCCGGUGAGCAUCGUAGUGAAGGAUCAGACAAUAUGUGAAGUGUAAUCCUGAUUCCAUUUCCACCUCUAUUUUUUCAUUUCCAUCAAAAAAACUCUUCGGCUCUUACAUGUGUGAAGCGUCUCACCCAAAUCUGAGCCGAGAGGCAGUCACCCAAAGCCCCCCAUCCCUUCUUCUUCCUCUUACUGUCACAGAGGCAUCGCCGUGAACUUAAACCCCACAAAUUUCCCGAGCUCACCCUUGAUGAGGGCGCCGAAGGUGUCAAUUGUGUCCUCUGCAUGCCUUUACUUCUUUUACGGACUCCUGAAUCUGGGGUUCCUCUCGCCAUUUUUCCUUAACCUUUGAGGUCAGCUUUGAAGUCAGGGCCCGACAAAUUCCAGCACCAACCACAGAAGAGCGACAAGAUAGAUCAUCAGCAUCCUUGUUACCCUUUCGGUACAGAAUUUCAUAGUCCAACUCCACAACUUGUGCAACCACUUUUGCCGCACAUUAUAUCUUUCUGUUUUGGAAGGCACUUCAAGGCCAGUUGGCCAGUUUUAAUGAUGAAGGGUUGCCCCUUAACAUAUAAAGACCAGUGCUUGGCUGCAAAGACUGGAGUUAAAACCAGAGCCUUCAAUUGAGCAUAUUCCACACACGAGACAUUCAAUAACCCCUUCAUACCUAUAGCUCCUAGUAGGAUUACCAGGUCGAAUAUUUUAGUCUUUUAGUAUGCUGUCUAUUUUAGAGUUAAUACGGAAACAACAUUGGUCAGAGCUCAAAACGCAUCUUCGAGUCACUCAACCUAUGGUACUUGUCGAGCAAUUGCUUAAUGCAGGAGUUGAUUCAGAGCUUGUUCUUAGGUUUUAUCAAUGGUCUCGGAGAGAGCUCAAACUUCCAUAUGGUCUUGAAACCACCGGCAAAGUUGUACAUUCUUUAUUGAGUGCCAAAAAGUACUCUGUGGUGAGGUCCUUUCUGGAUGAUUUUGUGAAGAAUGAAAAGCAUCCAGUUUUCUCCAUUUUUCAUUCCCUUUUGGUUUGCAGUCAGCCAACUCAUGCAAAUGCUAUAGUAAUUGAUAUGUUGAUCCUUGCAUAUGUGAGAAAUUCGGAACUCCAUUCUGCUUGUGAAGCAUUCAAGCGAGCUCAAGAUUAUGGCUUUAAUUUAUCAUUGAAUUCCUGCAAUCCGUUAUUGAGUGCUUUGGUGCGGGAGAAUAAACUUGGCGAUGUGGAACAAGUGUACAAGGCUAUGAUCAAAAGGCGGAUUAAACCUAAUCUGAUCACAUUUAACAUUUUCAUUAAUGGCCUCUGUAAAGCUGGGAAGUUGAAUAAGGCAGGAGAUGCUAUUGAAGACACCAAGGCGUGGGGAUUCUACCCAAACGUUGUUACUUAUAAUACUCUCAUUGACGGGUACUGUAAGAAGGGGAAGGCUGGAAGAAUGUACAAGGUUGAUGCUAUUUUGAAGGAAAUGCUGGCUAAUAAAGUUUGUCCGAAUGAGAUUACCUUCAAUACUAUUAUCGAUGGCUUUUGUAAGGAUGAAAAUGCGAUGGCUGCAAUGAAGGCUUUUGAAGAAAUGAGAAGACAGGGAUUAAAACCUACUCUAGUUACGUGCAACUCACUGAUAAAUGGCCUUUGUAAUAAUGGGAAGCUAGAAGAGGCUAUUGCUUUGUGGAAUGAAAUGGCGGGCCUGGGUUUAAAGCCCAAUAUUAUUACUUAUAAUGCUCUUAUUAACGGGUUUUGUAAGAUGAAGAUGAUGAAGGAAGCAGUAGAGUUCUUUGAUGACAUAACUAUCCAAGGGUUGGUUCCCAAUGUUGUGACAUUCAAUACACUAAUAGAUGCUUACUGUAAGGAAGGAAUGAUGGAGAAGGCACUUGCAGUGCAUGGGUCAAUGCUAGAUGAAGGAGUUCUCCCAAAUGUUUCAAGCUAUAAUUGCUUAAUUGCCGGUUUAUGUAAAAAAAGAAAUAUGAUAGCAGCCAAGGAGCUUUUAAGUGAAAUGGAGGAUAAGGCCUUGAGGCCUGAUAUAGUGACGUAUAACAUAUUAAUAGAUGGAUGGUGUAAGGUAGGGGAAUCAAGAAAGGCAGAAAAGUUAUUAAAUGAAAUGUUUUAUGUGGAUGUGAUACCUAAUCAUAUAACUUAUAAUACUUUGAUGGAUGGCUAUUGUAUGCGGGGAAAUCUCAAGGCGGCAUUGAAGGUGAGGACUCAAAUGGAGAGAGAAGGUAAGCGAGCAAACGUUGUUACAUACAACGUGUUAAUUAAAGGAUUUUGUAAAAUGGUGAAGAUGGAGGAAGCUAAUGGACUUCUCAAUGAGAUGUUGGAAAGGGGUCUAAUACCAAAUCGGACUACCUAUGAUAUUGUUAGAGUUGAAAUGAUGGAGAAAGGUUUUAUUCCAAACAUAGAAGGGCACCUAUAUAGCAUCUCCGGUAUGACUUAGCAUGAGCAUGAGUUGCUAAAUGGAUUUCCGUGAUUGAUGUACAAAAUGCUGUGGAGGAUUGAGAUUCGCAAAAGAUCCCCAUAAAAAUUAUGAGGUUCUUGUCUGGUUUGCAGCUGUGCUGUUGCUGGGAAAAUUCACCAGAAGGAUUAUUCUUAUUGCUGACAUCUUGUAGAGUUGUUGGCUGUAUGCAUCAAGAUUAGGGAAACUGUUAUAUGUUGCAUGCCAUUAAGUAUAUGUUUUAAAUGAUUUGAGAAUAGUAUCAACACUAUAAGAAUGAUUCCUUUUUGUUA